Messenger RNA from Plasmodium berghei ANKA, 402 nucleotides. RefSeq names its product histone H2A, putative. The record is from RefSeq and is a predicted model, not a curated record. The transcript has a single exon. Gene Ontology annotation, cellular component: nucleosome. NCBI's taxonomy places the organism in Eukaryota, Apicomplexa, Aconoidasida, Haemosporida, Plasmodiidae. Gene Ontology annotation, molecular function: protein heterodimerization activity; structural constituent of chromatin; DNA binding. The coding region runs from base 1 to 402 and encodes 133 amino acids.
AUGUCAGCAAAAGGAAAAACCGGUCGCAAAAAAGCUGUUAAGGGAACUUCAAAUUCCGCAAAGGCAGGACUUCAAUUCCCAGUUGGAAGAAUUGGAAGAUAUCUUAAAAAAGGAAAAUAUGCAAAAAGAGUAGGAGCAGGUGCACCUGUAUAUUUAGCAGCCGUUUUGGAAUACUUAUGUGCUGAAAUUUUAGAAUUAGCUGGAAAUGCAGCAAGGGAUAAUAAAAAAUCAAGAAUAACACCAAGGCACAUACAAUUGGCUGUAAGAAAUGACGAAGAAUUGAAUAAAUUCUUAGCAGGUGUUACAUUCGCCUCUGGAGGAGUUUUACCAAACAUCCAUAAUGUAUUGUUACCAAAAAAAUCCCAAUUAAAAUCAGGUGCCACAGCUAACCAAGAUUAUUAA